Paramecium pentaurelia is the source of this 1022-nucleotide messenger RNA. The record is from the annotation of a GenBank genome assembly. Lineage: Eukaryota; Ciliophora; Oligohymenophorea; Peniculida; Parameciidae.
AUGAAAAUAAUUGUCAAAACCUUAAAUGGAUCGAAUUUGGAAAUUGAAGUACAAACAACAGAAACAGUAAAUAUGAUUUAAAUAUUAGGUUCUAAACAUUAAACAAAAAAUUGAAUAGCUUAAGUAAUUUGAAAUAGAUUAAUAAAAAAUAUUAAGAAAAGGUACUAUUUUGCAAAAUGAAUCAACUGUUGGUUAAUUGGGACUUCAAGAAAAAGACCUUCUAGUUGUCAUGGUCAACGUUAAAGUAACUAAUUCAACUACAUUAAUUUAGAAAGAACCUUCUAAACAAUAAUCUUUUUAAUAAUAAUUUCAAUAGUAACCUUAGUAAACACAAUCUAUUUAAGAAUAAAAACCUAUGUAAAUGCCAAAAACAAUUAUUAACUAAGAAUAUUUGGUGAAAAAUUCAUAAUAUGAUAUAUUCUUUGAAAGUAUGGUUAAACAAGGAUUUUCUAAAUCUUAAUGUACUAAGUAGGAAAAUAAAGCUGGAUUUAGUUAAAUCUAUUAUAAUUAGUUCUAUUAUACGAAAUAUAAAGAUAUUCCUUUAAUUAAAUAUUUGACAGAAUUAUAUAUUAAAGAUCCAGAAGCAAUCCUAUAGAUGCUAAAUGAAUUCAAAAAAGAAAAUCCCUAAUUAUUGUAAGUAAAUAAUUUAUUUAAUUUUAACUGAAUCCUGAGGAUUUAAUUUAGAUACUUAAAUAAAGUGCUUAGGAAGGAAAAGAAGAAAUUGAGACAGAAAUUACUUAGGAGUAAAAAUCAGAGUUUACUAAAGAGGAAAAAUAACAACUUAAUUCAUUAAUCAUGAUGGGAUUCUCCAAAAAAGAUGCACUAGAAGGAUAUUUGGCUUGUAAUAAAAAUAUUAUGAUUGCAUCUUCAUAUUUAUGUGAAAAAGUAGGAAAAGGGGAAUUAUAAAGUAUAAUAUAAUAGUUAAUAAAGAUGACUUAAUAAAGAUAGAUUUAAAUAAUUUUAACAAUAAUUAUGAAAAAGGUAAAGAAGAUGAUGAUGAUAAUGAUGAUAAAUAUUAUUGA